Parastagonospora nodorum SN15 is the source of this 1221-nucleotide messenger RNA. RefSeq lists its product as hypothetical. The record is from RefSeq and is a predicted model, not a curated record. The transcript has 3 exons. NCBI's taxonomy places the organism in Eukaryota, Fungi, Ascomycota, Dothideomycetes, Pleosporales, Phaeosphaeriaceae. Bases 1 to 1221 code for a protein of 406 amino acids. Gene Ontology annotation, molecular function: oxidoreductase activity.
AUGUCCACUCAUACUCUUAGUCCCAAGUCGUCGAAUGACAGUCUGCAAAGCAGAUUUUCCGCUGCUUCAUCCCCAGACAAGCUCGCGCCUGCGCUGGCCGGCCCCAUGGUCUGGGAAAAGCUCGACCCAUCUGAUUACGUUGUUGAUCUCAGCCCUCGUGAGGUUCAGGACAUCCGCGCUGCCGUUAUUAAGGUGAAGAUUGCGGGUACGCCCAGAGCCGAGAUCCGACAAGAAACAUUCGUUCUGGACAAUCCAGUCUUGGCUCGCAAGCUGUCCUCGGUCAGUGAAGAGCUCCACCAGGGUCAGGGCGUUGUCGUUCUACGCGGUCUUGAUGCUGCCAAUUUCAACGACGAAGAGGCAGUCGUGGCGUUCGCUGGAGUGUGCGCGUACGUGUGCCCAGAGCGAGCCACUGAUUCGUAUGCCAACCAGACACUGAGUAUGCUUCCAAGCCUUAUUACACUCGCAGAGACACCGUCUAACUUUUUCACAGGCCAUGUCCGCGAUGCUACCAAGGAGGCGGUGCCUACUUGGGCCAAGGAUAUCGGCCUUGCUGGUUCAAAGAUCACGGCAGCAAUGGAUUUCCACAGCGACCGAUUCUCUGGCGACGUCAUUGCUCUCCAUGUUCGUAACGAUGGCGGCAUUGGUAGCGGCGGCGAGCAAUACGUUGCCAGCUUCUGGCGAAUCUACAACGAACUUCUCGAGCUUGACCCGGAGGUCUUGGAGACGAUGGCGGAGGCGGAUUGGCCGUUUGAGCUGAAGCAGAAGGAUAAGGAGCCAUACCUUGAGUUGGGACCAACCCUCUUCUUCUCAAAGGGCAAGCCCAUGUGUCAACUUGUAAAAGCGCCGCUCCUGGGUACCCCCCUGAUUCAUCGCGACCCAAGCAUGCCCUCCGUCUCUGACAAGCAGAUGCAUGCCAUGCACGCUGUUGGCGAGCUUGCAAAGCGUUUCUGCACCAAGCUCGACCGCAAGCAGGGUGACAUCCAGUUCAUCAACAACCUGAGUGUCAUGCAUGCUCGAGAAGCGUAUCGCGGAGCCCAGGGAAAGCCCAGUACUCGCCACCUCCUCCGCAUGUUCCUGCGUGAUCCCCAGAAUGCCUGGGAAAAGCCAGCCCGGUUCCGUAACAACUUCGACGAUCCCUUCACGCCUGGCCGCCCACAGAACCUUCCGGUCAUCGACAACGACCCUUGGCGCAUCAUCAGCGGCCGUGAGAGUCACGGUUAG